Phytophthora nicotianae INRA-310 is the source of this 1836-nucleotide messenger RNA. RefSeq lists its product as hypothetical. NCBI's taxonomy places the organism in Eukaryota, Oomycota, Peronosporomycetes, Peronosporales, Peronosporaceae. The transcript has 2 exons. The record is from RefSeq and is a predicted model, not a curated record. Bases 115 to 1836 code for a protein of 573 amino acids.
CCUAAUUGGAGUCGCUCGGCUAGAUUUCCAGGUCGACGAGAACGUUUUCGGCAAAUUUCGGGUAAUUUAUCUGCUGUGGACUAUAUUUCACGUAACAAAACAAAAAUUGAGAAAAUGUCGGCUGAACAAAGACAAAAACGACGAAAUCAACCGCAGAUACAGGAGAAAAUAAAGCCGAAAGAUGCUCAAAUCUGCUCAGUGAGACGUCGGGACUCGGUCUUUUGUACGAGUUUGGGUAGUCCUGGUAAAGAAAAUAACGCUCGAAGACGAAGAAGUUCUACUGGUUCUGUGCAUAACGCAGAGAAUUCUGAAUCUGAGACUAUUUCGUGCGCAUGGGGUACAGUAAUUGUGCUUUCCGUGGCUCAAACGAAGCUGGUCAGACUGCUCGUGGCUUCAUCUGUGCUUCAUCGGCUUCGUAAAGCCCAGGAAAUGCGCUACAAACGCCUUACUUUUGAGUCCUGGACACAAGUUCGUAGUCGAGAUGCCAUGCGCUCUUUAGCCGCAGCAUUAAUAGCUCGCAGUACGUUCCGCUUCCGCUUGAGUCUAAGAGUACAACAAAAAAUUCGAGCUGCGAAGCUGCUAAGGAUGUUCCUUUCGGGUCUUUCGUUCGACGUUCGAUUCGCGAUGGCGGUUCGCAGAAUGCAGCGACGGAUUAUGUUACUGCAGCGUUGGUGGCGUCAUGCUCGGCUUGUUGUACGUGCUAGAGAGCAAUGUCUGGCGUAUAAGUGGUUGGCUGUUGAGCAACGUUUACGAAUGGAAGCGAUUGCUCAGAUGCCGCAUCUUCAGCGAAUUUUCCAUCCCCCUUCAGUUCCAUUUACUCCUCGCGUGUCUAGUGCCUCGACAAAAAGAAAAACAUCAACAAUUAGUACUAUGACAGCGGAAGCACCAGUCCCACUACACAAAUUGCUGUAUUUACCGGAACAAAAGCGUUGGUUUAACGCCCGAUUCGUGUUGGGUCCUGAUGGAUUUCUUCGUGGCUACGCAGUCCCUGAUUCUGAUGCUGAGAUCCCAGAGAAUACUGGAGAAUGUCUAGUAGUUGAGGUGAAACACUUUCGAUGUCACGCUCAUGGUUUUUCGAAUGUAUAUUUGGGUUCGACCCAUGCAGAGGAAGAAGGUGAGAGUGAUACUAGGCCUUACUUGAUGGUGUUCAAACCUGGUGCCAGUCGCUUCGUGCUGAUUACAGACACAACAAGUCUAAUCCUUGCACCAUUAAUGGAUUGGAAAGAGAAACUCGAACGAGUUGCCGGAUACUCUAACGGUGUAUCAUACUCGGGUAGUGGAUCUCAGAGUGAUAUCGCGGAUAUGCUAUCGCAAACGGAAAAUUUGGGUUUAGACGACCCCGACGAAGAGCCUGUAGUGCAAAUUUCACACUCGCGCAGAAUGAGUAUUUCAAAUAAUGGUGAACGAUCAGGAUCGAUAACACCAGGCCGCAGACGUAGUAGUCAUUGUGCCCUGCGUCGAAGCAAUAUGCUUCAGCCUAUAGCAGAAGGAAACUUGUCGUACUUCGUCGUGGAUUUGCUACGUGACUGUCCUCGUAUACCAGCGCCGAUUGUUUGGAAUGCAAUUCGUGAUAAACUGCGAGAAGAACGCAAGAACUUCCGAUCCGAUAUAUACCGCUUUAAACUCGAGAUCGCUCGAUACCAGCAGCACGAGCACGAACGGCGACAACUUGUCGUGCUGGACAAAUUCAAGGAAUUCUUCACGAUGGAGCGGCCUCGUCGUCCACAUUUCCGAAGUCUCAUCUCGAAUCGGAAAAUGGAAGCGCUUGUUCGAGAAACCAUGGAGUUUGUGAAAACUACGCAACCUUCUAACCCAAAAAUCCUGCUACCAUCGUAA